CCUGGCCAAUGGAGAACCUCGGGAGGGCUCUGCCCCUUCCCCCCGCCCCCGCCCGCCUCUGCUCCCGCAGCGCGAGUGUGUCCGCCUCGCUCACUGUGCGUGGAGAUUAGGUCCCAGGCAGGCAGUCCGCGAGCUCCAGCAGCCGGCCGCCGCCACCGCCGCCAGCAGCAGCUACCGCGAGCAGCGCCGCGGCGGAACCGGGCGCAGGGGAGCGAGCCCGGCCCCGCCAGCCCAGCCCAGUCCGGCCCGACUCCCUCCCCACGCCGGGGCAGGAGCAGCAGCCGCCACCGCCGCCCCGAGAGAAGGUGGAGGAAGAAAUCCAGCUUGUAGCACGCGCGCACCAUCAUGGACCAUUAUGAUUCCCAGCAAACCAACGACUACAUGCAGCCCGAAGAGGACUGGGAUCGAGACCUGCUCCUGGACCCGGCCUGGGAGAAGCAGCAGAGAAAGACGUUCACGGCAUGGUGCAACUCCCACCUUCGCAAGGCGGGGACGCAGAUCGAGAACAUCGAGGAGGACUUCCGGGACGGACUAAAGCUCAUGCUGCUGCUGGAGGUCAUCUCAGGGGAGCGCUUGGCCAAGCCGGAGAGAGGCAAAAUGAGAGUGCACAAGAUCUCCAACGUCAACAAGGCCCUGGAUUUCAUCGCCAGCAAGGGAGUCAAGCUCGUGUCCAUUGGAGCCGAAGAAAUCGUGGAUGGGAACGUGAAAAUGACCCUGGGCAUGAUCUGGACCAUCAUCCUCCGCUUCGCCAUCCAGGACAUCUCUGUGGAAGAGACUUCCGCGAAGGAGGGGCUGCUCUUGUGGUGUCAGAGAAAGACGGCCCCUUACAAAAACGUCAACAUUCAGAACUUCCACAUAAGCUGGAAGGACGGCCUCGGCUUCUGUGCCUUGAUCCACCGACACCGGCCUGAGCUGAUUGACUAUGGGAAGCUGCGGAAGGAUGACCCACUCACAAAUCUGAACACAGCCUUUGAUGUGGCAGAGAAGUACCUAGACAUCCCCAAGAUGCUGGAUGCUGAAGACAUCGUCGGAACCGCCCGACCGGAUGAGAAAGCCAUCAUGACUUACGUGUCCAGCUUCUACCAUGCCUUCUCCGGAGCCCAGAAGGCGGAGACAGCAGCCAAUCGCAUCUGCAAGGUGUUGGCCGUCAACCAGGAGAACGAGCAGCUUAUGGAAGACUAUGAGAAGCUGGCCAGCGAUCUGCUGGAGUGGAUCCGCCGCACCAUCCCGUGGCUGGAGAACCGGGCGCCGGAGAACACCAUGCACGCCAUGCAGCAGAAGCUGGAGGACUUCCGGGACUACCGGCGUCUGCACAAGCCACCCAAGGUGCAGGAGAAGUGCCAGCUGGAGAUCAACUUCAACACACUGCAGACCAAGCUGCGUCUCAGCAACCGGCCCGCCUUCAUGCCCUCCGAGGGCAGGAUGGUCUCGGACAUCAACAAUGCCUGGGGCUGCCUAGAGCAGGCAGAGAAGGGCUAUGAGGAGUGGCUGCUGAACGAGAUCCGGAGGCUGGAGCGGCUCGACCACCUGGCAGAGAAAUUCCGGCAGAAAGCCUCCAUCCACGAGGCCUGGACGGACGGCAAAGAGGCUAUGCUACGGCAGAAGGAUUACGAGACCGCCACUCUCUCGGAGAUCAAGGCCCUGCUCAAGAAGCAUGAGGCCUUUGAGAGUGAUCUCGCCGCCCACCAGGACCGCGUGGAGCAAAUUGCCGCCAUCGCGCAGGAACUCAAUGAGCUGGACUAUUACGACUCACCCAGUGUCAACGCCCGGUGCCAAAAGAUCUGUGACCAGUGGGACAAUCUGGGAGCCCUAACCCAGAAGCGGAGGGAAGCUCUGGAGCGGACAGAGAAACUGCUGGAGACCAUUGACCAGCUGUACCUGGAGUAUGCCAAGCGGGCUGCACCCUUCAACAACUGGAUGGAGGGGGCCAUGGAGGAUCUGCAGGACACCUUCAUCGUGCACACCAUCGAGGAGAUCCAGGGACUGACCACAGCCCAUGAGCAGUUCAAGGCCACCCUCCCUGAUGCCGACAAGGAACGCCUGGCCAUCCUGGGUAUCCACAACGAGGUGUCCAAGAUUGUCCAGACCUACCACGUCAACAUGGCGGGCACCAACCCCUACACAACCAUCACUCCUCAGGAGAUCAAUAGCAAGUGGGACCACGUGCGGCAGUUGGUGCCACGGAGGGACCAGGCCCUGACGGAGGAGCAUGCCCGCCAGCAGCACAAUGAGAGGCUACGCAAGCAGUUCGCAGCCCAGGCCAAUGUCAUCGGGCCCUGGAUUCAGACCAAGAUGGAGGAGAUUGGGCGGAUCUCCAUUGAGAUGCACGGGACCCUGGAGGACCAGCUCAGCCACCUGCGGCAGUAUGAGAAGAGCAUCGUCAACUACAAGCCCAAGAUCGACCAGCUGGAGGGCGACCACCAGCUCAUCCAGGAGGCUCUCAUCUUCGACAACAAGCACACUAACUACACCAUGGAGCACAUCCGUGUGGGCUGGGAGCAGCUCCUCACCACCAUCGCCAGGACCAUCAAUGAGGUGGAGAAUCAGAUCCUGACCCGAGAUGCCAAAGGCAUCAGCCAGGAGCAGAUGAACGAGUUCCGAGCUUCCUUCAACCACUUUGACCGGGAUCACUCCGGCACGCUGGGUCCCGAGGAGUUCAAAGCCUGCCUCAUCAGCUUGGGUUAUGAUAUUGGCAACGACCCCCAGAAGAAGACAGGCAUGAUGGACACGGAUGAUUUCCGCGCCUGCCUUAUCUCCAUGGGUUACAACAUGGGAGAGGCAGAAUUUGCCCGCAUCAUGAGCAUUGUGGACCCCAACCGCCUGGGGGUAGUGACGUUCCAGGCCUUCAUCGACUUUAUGUCUCGGGAGACGGCCGACACGGACACAGCAGACCAAGUCAUGGCCUCCUUCAAGAUCCUGGCUGGGGACAAGAACUACAUCACCGUGGACGAGCUGCGCCGAGAGCUGCCGCCGGAUCAGGCGGAGUACUGCAUCGCCCGGAUGGCCCCCUACACCGGCCCCGACGCCGUGCCCGGUGCUCUGGACUACAUGUCCUUCUCCACGGCGCUGUACGGCGAGAGCGACCUCUAA
This is a messenger RNA of Lynx canadensis (Canada lynx), 3090 nucleotides long. It is a transcript of the gene ACTN1, whose product is annotated as actinin alpha 1. Gene Ontology annotation, cellular component: cortical actin cytoskeleton; stress fiber; cell projection. The record is from RefSeq and is a predicted model, not a curated record. Gene Ontology annotation, biological process: actin cytoskeleton organization; muscle cell development. Bases 346 to 3090 code for a protein of 914 amino acids. Gene Ontology annotation, molecular function: actin filament binding; calcium ion binding. Lineage: Eukaryota; Metazoa; Chordata; Mammalia; Carnivora; Felidae. The transcript has 22 exons.